Molecule: messenger RNA, 1275 nt
Organism: Bathycoccus prasinos
Lineage: Eukaryota; Viridiplantae; Chlorophyta; Mamiellophyceae; Mamiellales; Bathycoccaceae
Exons: 2
Coding region: 1-1275 (424 amino acids)
Source: RefSeq, a predicted model, not a curated record
AUGGAAAGGGCGCUGCUUUUGAAAAGGAAGAGCAGCAGGUUUACGUCCACUUUCGCGUCCAUUUCGUCGUUUUCCUCCAAAGCGCAACAACGAGAAGACGAAGAUGAAGCGCAGCGAGGACACCGGCUGGGAGGAACAAUAACGACGACGAGUGCGCUUCCUUCGCUUCGCUCGAGGAUGAAACACUUCGCGAAAAUCGUCCACCCGGAUAUUCUCGGACAACAUUUUCCAAGAGCGAACGCGAUGCACGAAUCAGAGGACAAAGAACGGAAAUACGUCUUGGAGAAUAACCAAAACGCGUUGGCGGAGUUGAACGCGGUGCUGGAUUCAAUCACGAAGGAGAAGAAGUUUCCCAAGACUGGAGUGAAGAGGCUGAAGUUUUAUUACGUCACGCGGGAAAGGUCCGACGUCGUCGAAAAGAGGAUGAUAAAGAAAGAAGGCGAAGGGAAGGAGGAGGAGGAGGACGAAGGCGAAAAGGAAGACGAACUCGUCUUGCGCGAGGCCAAAUUUACGCUGAAAACGAACGGCGGGGACUGUAGGAACGUGCUGAAGCAAAGUUUGCGGAAGUUGUUCGCGGAGGUUUUGGAGACGAGUACGAGUGAAGGCGGCGGCGGCGGUGGUAGUAGUAGUAGUAAUAAGAGGAGCGGGAAGAAAUCUAACAACAACUCUUUUUCUUCUUCUUCUUCUUGUUCUUCUUCUUUGGGCGAUUUUACGUGGGAAGCGUCGGAUUGGGCGAACGAAGGAACCGAAGAGGAGCAAGAGCGGGAGCGGUUUCAGGAGGAAAGGAAAAGGCAAACGGAGGAGUACGAGAGAAUGGUCGCGAAGAGGGAAAGAGAGGAGAGGAUAAACGGUAGCAGUAAUAGUAGCGAUAGUAAUAGCCGAGAAAAAAGCUCUUCUUCGCACGCGUCCGAAAAAGAGAUGAAACGAGAACAACGGCGACACGAAAAGUUACAACAAGAUUUGCGAAACAUGGACCCGUUGUUUGAAGGCAUCGCGUUUGUCCCGUGGUUGCCGGAAAACGAGGCUGGAAAAAGUAGAAAAUUAAGCGUCGCGAAAGAAGUCGUUCCAAAGUUGCAAAAGAACGGUUGGAAUUUGAAAAAAGAGAGCUUGAAAGAGGUGUGGCGAGGGCAAAGAGACCGGGCGGUUUUGUUAGAAGGUUUGGACGGAGCGAGUGCAGCGGCUAUGCACGCGAUAUUGAGGCACUCGGAAAUCGCGGAGAAGCAGUUAGGACCGCCGGUGAUGAAUAGCGCGGAUACGUUCGAGUGGUUCGAUUGA